Messenger RNA from Linum trigynum, 2472 nucleotides. NCBI's taxonomy places the organism in Eukaryota, Viridiplantae, Streptophyta, Magnoliopsida, Malpighiales, Linaceae. The record is from the annotation of a GenBank genome assembly.
CUGUGCGCCUGUGUUCACACAUGUUAAUAAUUUUUAAUUAGUUAUAAUUAAGUAAAUAAUAAAGAAUAAUUAAAAUUACAAGCAUAUCGAUAAAUUUAUUUUGGAAUACUAUUUAGUACCAAAUAAUAUUUUACCGUCUUUCUACUUAAAUCAAUCAUGUAAAUUUUCAAUUUAACAUUUAUAGUACCUUCUUUUUGCUAUUCAUAAUUUAUAACACCCAAAUUUCUUAUCAACAAUAAAUAGUGUAAUUGUUUUCGUUUUCUUCUUUCAAAAUGCAUAAUAUAUUUAUAUUGAAUGUCACCAUGCUUGCGAUGGGAAGAUUUCAGAAUCGAGAUCCCCAAUUUCGUUCGUUUCCCUUCCCUAUCCUAGGGUUCUCGUUCUCGUUUUCGGCCAUGGAUGCCCAGCAGCUCGCGCCUCUGCCUUUGGAUGCUAGUCCCGAACUUUCAAGCGAAGGCUCCACCCCACCCCCGGCUCCGGCUCGAGCGAAACUGGGCUUGAAUCGGUGCCAAAGAAGCAAAAGGUCGAAGAAGCCAGUGGCGGCAGCAGCGACGAGGUCGCCGAUGGUGUUAGGUGACCUAAUUCGCCUCCCCACCCUCAACGUUCCCGCUCCAAGUCGCCAAAAUGAGAUUUACGGGGAGUUCACAGAAAUUUUCAGAAGGUAAAGAUAACGCUAUCAAGUCAGGGGGGGGGGGGGGGGGGGGGGGGGGAAAUUGACUGUGCGGGCCAAUGGAAACUCUAUAAGGGCACUGAUACGCAUUGACUGUGCUUGUUGGAACAAGAAAUCAAGGAAAAUUUGAAGAUGUCAGCUGUCGAGGGAGAUCAAGGAAUACAACCCAUAUGAAUUGGAUCAAAACCAGUAAAUUGACAUCUGUAUUCAGUUGAUGACAGAAGUGAAUAACAUGCAACUACUCAAAACUCACCAUGGAUGAGAUCUCAAGAUCAUCGAUCAAUUGAACAAAGAUUUCCACAAUUUCAAAUUAAAUCAAAAGAAACUAAUGAAACUCACCAUUUCAAAUAUCAUCGAUGAAACAUUUGGGCCGUCGUUGUGGUCAAGAAUUAGUAAACUUGGAGAGUGAAUAUGGGUAAUAGAAAGCGAAGCAGAAACAGAGUAGCAAAUAGACAGAGAGGUUGAGUGACUGCCUGGGGUGCUGGGGGCUUCAGAUGAUAAGGGAAAGAGAAAGAAUAAAGGAAUGUAAUAAAGUGCCCUAGAACUAUUUAUUGUUGAUAAGAAAUUUAGGUGUUUUAAAUUAUGGAUAGCAAAAAGAAGGAACUAUAAAUGUUAAAUUGAAAAUUUACAUGAUUGAUUUAAGCAGAAAGACAGCAAAAUAUUAUUUGGGACUAAAUAGUAUUCUGAAAUAAAUUUAUAUGUAUGCUUGUAAUUUUUAUUAUUCUUAAUUAUUUACUUAAUUAUAACUAAUUAAAAAUUAUUAACAAGUGUGAACACAGGCGCACAACGUACGACGAUCGUAUGUUACCCUAAAUCAUAUAUAUAUAUAUAUUUUGUUUGAUGUAGGUUUGGGAUAGUUUAUAAUUAUUAUGUUUAUGAGUAUUAUAAUUAGGAAUAAUUGAGAGGGAGGCCGACUAGAAGGAGAAGGAAAGAGAUAACAAUUAUUAGGUGGUCAAAUAAGGGACGAGUAGUAUGAGCAAGGUUGUCUACUCGGUUUAGCCCGUUAGUCCGGUUGAGCAAGUGGGUUGAGGGUUAAUGUCCAACUGUUUUAGUCCGUUUUAGUCCGGAUAAAUGAAUAAGUCAUUAUAUUGUUCAUACAUUUAUAAAUUAUAUCAAAUCUCAUAUAACAUAUGAGCAAUAACAUAUAAAAUUACACCAAAAUAACAAGUCGCAUGUGAAUGCAACAUAUAGUGAAAAUUAACACAAACUUAUACACACUUAUGUGACAUCAAUAUUCAAAUGUUAAAUUUAGAAUUCAAAAAAUAGGGUUAAGCGAAGAGGAAAAUCGAAAAAUAGGAGCAUUUCGCAAACCAAAUGGAAAAAGGACAACGUAUGACCUACAACCCGACAACCUUACAGUGGGUUGACCCAGCAGGGUUACGACCCAUUUUUCUCAGUGGGUUAGGUCAAAAUGGGUCAAUCAGUGACCGACCCGCGGGUUGACAACCUUGAGUAUGAGAGUUUUGGGUGGAAUAUGAUACAUUUAAAUAGGUUAUUAAAGGUGUUGUAUAGAUUUAUAAGUAUAUAGUACGGGAGCCAUUAUAUGGAUAAAAAUGAAAUGAUUUGACAUUAAUACGAAAAUAAAAUAUUUAAAUACAUAAAAUAAAUACGUCAAUAUAUAUAUAAAAUUAAGGUUCAGACUAACGUACAUUAGUACAAAUAAAGGUCCGAGAUGGAACGAGUUAGUGAUGAAAAAAAAUUAGCUGUCAAUUGAGGCGUUUUCCAAUUUUGAUUAUUUGCUCAAGAAAAAUGUUUUUAUUUCUUGACGAGGGAAAUUUUAAAAAUAACAAAAAAAAAAGUUUUCA